Pochonia chlamydosporia 170 is the source of this 960-nucleotide messenger RNA. RefSeq names its product syntaxin 5. Gene Ontology annotation, biological process: intracellular protein transport; endoplasmic reticulum to Golgi vesicle-mediated transport; vesicle fusion. Gene Ontology annotation, molecular function: SNAP receptor activity; SNARE binding. Gene Ontology annotation, cellular component: endomembrane system; SNARE complex; Golgi membrane. The record is from RefSeq and is a predicted model, not a curated record. The transcript has 3 exons. Lineage: Eukaryota; Fungi; Ascomycota; Sordariomycetes; Hypocreales; Clavicipitaceae. Bases 1 to 960 code for a protein of 319 amino acids.
AUGGCUGUCGCGUCCGUCCAAGACCGAACCUCCGAGUUCAAAUCAGUUCUCGCUCAAGCGCAAAAGCGUCAAAAUGCCAACAAAGUCGGCGCGCAAAGACGGUCGCUCCUGACAGAUGCUCAGAGAGCCGCCGCAGAUGGAUCCGUUCAGGCAAAGAAGUCAGACUUUGCCAGGAGUGCCGCCGAUAUUGGUCGAGGCAUCUCUGCGACCAUGGGCAAACUCGAGAAACUAGCACAGCUUGCCAGGAGACGCACCAUGUUCGACGACCGACCCGUCGAGAUCAACGAACUUACUUUCGUCAUCAAGCAAGAUCUGUCCGCCCUGAACCAGCAGAUUGGCGGCUUACAAAAUCUUUCAAAGCAACAACACCCGAAGGCCGACCAAGAGGGGGAGCACAACAAGAACGUCGUCUACUUGCUACAAGGCAAACUUACGGACGUCUCGGUCAACUUCAAGGACGUACUGGAGGAGCGAACCAAGAAUAUCCAAGCGUCAAGAUCACGAACGGAAAACUUCAUCUCAUCUGUCUCGCAGCAUGCGCAGCCUUCCAUCCAGAAGUCAGCCUCGCCUCUGUACGGCACGCCCAACCGAUCCUCACCGGCUCCUGCAUCUGACACGCUCUCCCUCAACCCGGUGGGCGACCAGCAGCUGCUGAUGAUGGAAGAAGCCCAACCCACAAACACCUAUAUCCAACAAAGAGGAGAAGCCAUCGAAGCCAUCGAGUCGACGAUCAAUGAGCUGGGCAGUAUCUUUGGGCAGUUGGCAACCAUGGUGUCGGAACAAAGCGAAAUGAUUGAGCGAAUCGACGCCAACACAGACGAUGUCGUAGACAAUGUUGAGGGCGCUCAAAGAGAACUGUUGAAAUACUGGUCUCGUGUGUCGAGCAACAGGUGGUUAAUAGCAAAGAUGUUUGGCGUGUUGAUGAUUUUCUUCCUUCUCUGGGUAUUGGUUUCCGGCUAA